AGCUCUCAUCUUUUCAAACCAAUUGUUUGGAUUGAUUGUGAAAUGACUGGUUUGGAUAUUCAAGUCGACCAUAUUAUUGAGAUUUGUUGCCUUAUAACAGAUGAAAACCUAAACAUUAUAGAUUUGAAUGGCUAUGAAAACGUCAUCAACUUUCCUUUAGAUACUCUUAUUAAAAUGAAUGAUUGGUGUAAAGAACAUCACACAAAAUCUGGUCUAGUUAAAAAAAUUUUAAACUCUAAUAAGAACACUACUCAAGUUCAAUCAGAACUCUUAAGUUAUAUUCAAAAAUUCGUUCUUAAAAAAAAUAAAGCCUUAUUAGCUGGCAAUUCGGUUCAUAUGGAUAGAUUGUUCAUGCUAAAAGAAUUUGAUAAUGUAAUUGACUACUUACAUUACAGAAUUAUCGAUGUAUCCUCAAUAAUGGAAGUAGGAAAAAGACACAAUCCAAUGUUGUUAAAGCUUGAACCAAGAAAGAAUAAACAACAUACCGCAAAAGCAGAUAUAUUGGAAAGUAUCCAGCAAUUGAAAUGGUAUACUCAAUUUUACUUUAAAAGU
This is a messenger RNA of Ascoidea rubescens DSM 1968, 552 nucleotides long. RefSeq names its product Rex2p (gene REX2). Gene Ontology annotation, cellular component: mitochondrion. The transcript has a single exon. Lineage: Eukaryota; Fungi; Ascomycota; Saccharomycetes; Ascoideales; Ascoideaceae. The annotation marks the transcript as partial. Gene Ontology annotation, molecular function: 3'-5'-RNA exonuclease activity; nucleic acid binding. The record is from RefSeq and is a predicted model, not a curated record.